Messenger RNA from Symbiodinium natans, 447 nucleotides. The record is from the annotation of a GenBank genome assembly. Lineage: Eukaryota; Dinophyceae; Suessiales; Symbiodiniaceae.
AUGGACCGCGUGGCCCGUGCCAAGAAGAGCACGGGGCCUUCCUGCUACCUAGGGCUUGCGAUGUAUCGAGUUGUGGCCCUCAUGACUUGGCUCCUCUUGGCCGAUGCCGAGCCUGGGGAUGAGGAAAGCCCAGUGGUCGAGGAGAAGAGCUGGCCUCUACACGGUGCCAGCUGGAACCUGGGCUGUCACGUGGAGUGCAGAAACAUAGGCUUCGGAUCGUCCAUGUGCGAGUCGAACGGCGUGGGGCCGGGAAAGUACUGCAACUGUUACAAGCAGCUUCACAUCACUCGGCAGACGUGCGAUGAACCCUCCUCGGCCUCGUGCCUCCUCAGCUGUCGCAGCGGCUGCACCAGCGUGGGCUAUGCCUUCGGUGUCGUGCUGCGGGAAACUGGACACUGCUGCUGCUACGCAGACUGGAAGCCCCUGAGCAAGAAGUGUGAGACGUAG